AUGUCUGGCUACACUGUGCUUUUUGUUUUAGCAGUGACCGUGGCCUUGUGUGUGUUGUCAUGGAACUUUGCUCCUAAGCAGGACCAGACCGUAUGGCGGUCUUCCUUGGUCUUGGGAUUGUCCAUGUGCUACUUAAUGUGGGCCAUCACGUAUUUGGCGCAAUUGCAUCCAUUAGAAGCUCCCAAACGGUCCGACCUCAGAAGAGAGGUGUGA
Messenger RNA from Candidozyma auris, 213 nucleotides. Its product is annotated as H(+)-transporting V0 sector ATPase subunit e. Gene Ontology annotation, biological process: proton transmembrane transport; vacuolar acidification. The record is from RefSeq and is a predicted model, not a curated record. Gene Ontology annotation, cellular component: vacuolar proton-transporting V-type ATPase, V0 domain. The transcript is spliced from 2 exons. Lineage: Eukaryota; Fungi; Ascomycota; Pichiomycetes; Serinales; Metschnikowiaceae. Gene Ontology annotation, molecular function: proton-transporting ATPase activity, rotational mechanism. The coding region runs from base 1 to 213 and encodes 70 amino acids.